CUUGAAAUCAAUGGACAAUAGGCCACAGAUCUUUCUCUCUCACACACUGCCAUACACACACAGAGGUCGCCAUGCCUAGAGCAGCAAUUUCACUCAAUUCCCCGUCCAUGUGUUUUUCUUCAUCAUCAUCAUCAUCAAACAAUAUCAAUAGCAGUAACUGCUUAACCACGAGACCAAAGACAACGACGACCCAUCAUCUUCUCCAGAAGAACCAACACCCACUUUACAUUACAACCCAAAGAAACAUCUCCCAACAAUUCAAAGAAAAGGUACUAUGUCUCGAGAUUAUGGGAGUCGAUUCCGGUAGGGCACUUUCUCUAAACCCAUCUCUCCAUUCAACCUCUUUAAACGAUAUUCAUAUCAUCAUCUCCUACCUUCAAUCCAAGGGCAUCCUCCAGAAAGACAUGGGAAGACUCUUCGGCAUGUGUCCCAAAAUCCUCACCUCCGAUAUCAAAACUGAUCUCAAUCCAGUUUUCAAUUUCAUCUCCCGUGAACUAAACGUACCAGAUCAAAAUCUCAGAAAGGUUAUCAACAAAUGUCCCAGAUUGCUCACUUGUAGUGUCAGAGACCAGCUCAAACCGGCCUUGUUCUAUCUUCAGAGGCUUGGGUUCAGAAAUUUAGAGUCUUUGGCUUAUCAUGAUCCCAUCCUUUUGGUUUCUAGCGUGGAGAACACAUUGAUUCCAAAGCUUGAUUAUUUGGUCGGAUUGGGGUUCUCCAGAAACGAUGUGAUCGGAAUGGUAUUGAGAUGUCCCGGUCUGUUUACUUUCAGCGUGGAGAACAAUUUCAUUCCUAAAUUUGACUAUUUCAAGAAUGAGAUGAAGGGCGAAUUGGAUUGGUUGAAGGAUUUCCCUCAGUAUUUCGCUUUCAGUUUGGAGAAGAGGAUCAAGCCUAGACAUGUUGAAGUUGUACAGAAUGGGAUUCUUAACCUCCCUUUAUCUCAGAUGCUUAAAACAACCGAUCAAGAGUUCAACGACUUGAUCAAGGCUAAAUCUCUGCAGUAAUUAACGUUAGUUAACUAGACUGUUUGUUUGUUUUUUCUAAUGUAUGUAUGCAUGUGAAAAUGAAAAAAAACAUUUGUUUUUUACUCA
Impatiens glandulifera is the source of this 1088-nucleotide messenger RNA. Its product is annotated as transcription termination factor MTEF1, chloroplastic. The record is from RefSeq and is a predicted model, not a curated record. Bases 72 to 1001 code for a protein of 309 amino acids. The transcript has a single exon. Lineage: Eukaryota; Viridiplantae; Streptophyta; Magnoliopsida; Ericales; Balsaminaceae. Gene Ontology annotation, biological process: regulation of DNA-templated transcription. Gene Ontology annotation, molecular function: double-stranded DNA binding.